GAGCGAGUGCUUCAUGGUCGUGCAUGUGGACCAUUUUGUCUUUUGCUGACUGACUGCAUAUCCCCCUGAGAUCAACCAUUUCAUCGUAGUGUGGCGGGACGGAUAGAGACCAAAGACCGCACCCUCAGCCCGUGAGCCUGCUCUCUGGCGCCAUCCUCCAUGGUAUGGCCGGUCGCAAACAAGCUAUGCGCCCGAUCAUGCCGUGAAAGACGACCUCACAGAGUAGGAUGCUGAGAGGCGUGGCAAUGCAGACACACGUGAGUCAGCCCAAUCCUGAACUAUACACGUCGCCCACUUCAUUCACAUCAGGACAUCCUGCCUGCCUCCGCUAUCCAAGAAGCGACAACCAGGCCUGCCUGGCCAGAUAGAGCCUUACUUACAUGCACACCGAAAAACCCAUCAAUGCUGUUUGUUCUGGUCCCAUCCAGUACGCUAGCUCCGUACUGUACACGUCGUAGGCAGGCCAUCCACCACCACAUGUUGACUUGACCUUUUCGUUCGGCGGUCCAUUGGCUGCAGGCAGCUACAGGUCUGAUGUGUCCCGCCUCUUGGAUGGAGGGACCUGAGGGAGGGAACAGGAGCAGGACCAAGGUGACAGACAUUCUUCUCGGUGUGUGGUGCGUGUGGCAUGAUCUUACAUAGAAGAGGCGCUUGGCUUCGUCGACCACGCACUUGAAGCUCACGGGCUCCGUCUCGGCGAGGGUGCACAGCGUCUUCCUGCACCCAUCCCAUCACACAGCACAACGGCCGACCGUGCUCACGCACAUGAUCUGCCUGCCCCUGUCUGCCUUUCGUGCACCCCUCCCUGUUGACGUACCUGUCCAGAUGUAUGUUGCCCCUCUGCAGGGCGCACUGCAGCCAGGCGUAGGGCAUGUUGUACUCCCUGCUGGCAGAGUUGAUGCGGGAGAUCCAGUGCCGCCUGAACAGCCUCGAACGGUCGUGACGCGCAAGGUAGCUCUUGAACAAGGCGUGCUCCACCUUACGCGCCGCCAGCUUGAGGCACCCUUUGCUGCGGCCAUAGAAGCCGCGUGCUAUCUGAAAGAUGACCUCGCGAGGGAUGCGCCCACCGCUCCCGAGGCAGACUGGCGAUAACGAGAUCAUCUGAGGGGCUGCGUGGCCGGCUUGAUUGGUCUUGCGGUCGUUCG
Vitrella brassicaformis is the source of this 1145-nucleotide messenger RNA. The record is from the annotation of a GenBank genome assembly. Lineage: Eukaryota; Vitrellaceae.